This is a messenger RNA of Trifolium pratense (red clover), 1200 nucleotides long. RefSeq lists its product as uncharacterized. The record is from RefSeq and is a predicted model, not a curated record. The transcript has 2 exons. Lineage: Eukaryota; Viridiplantae; Streptophyta; Magnoliopsida; Fabales; Fabaceae. The coding region runs from base 91 to 942 and encodes 283 amino acids.
ACCAGCCAAAGAACCAAAAGACCAAGACAUGAAAUGAAAUUGAAAUAAAACAACAACAACACAAACAAAAAACAACCUUAACAACAACAAAUGGCAUCAUUAGCAACAAAUUUCUCAGGUUUUGUCCUAUUCUUCCCCAUUGGAAUUCAUCGUUUAGUCUCUUCAUCCUCUCUCUACAUUCAAAACCCAUCUCAUUUCCGAUCCAAACUCUGGUAUCUCUCCGACCCAAAAUGGAAAAAUCUCGAUCUUUAUCUUCUUCUCAUAGCUUUACCUAUUGCAUCACUCUCUGAAUUUUUUCUCUUUCUCUCUUUUUCUAACCACCCAACUUACAGAUUCUCAUUCUUCCAACAAUCUUUCGCUGUUUUAGCCUUCUGGGUCUUGAUCAUAUUGAUCAUUUUCUUUGAAUAUGUUAACUCGAUCUUUGUUAAUGAAAGUUUUGUUUUUGUUUUUGGUGGGGUUGUUUUUUUGAUGGAAUAUUCUGUUAUGGAUAAAGGGAUUUCAGGUGUUGCUGGUGUUGUUUAUGGAUUGUUAGGUGGAUUGACUCUUGUUUGUUCUUUUGCUUGUUUUUAUUUGUCUGUUAAGCCUUCUGCUUUUUUUGCUGAGUUUUUUUUGUCUUCUGGGUUGGUUUUUAAGGGUACUUGGUUGUUGCAAAUUGGGUUUUCUUUGUAUACUGAUGUUUUUGGAUUGAAAGGGUGUAAAAAGAUUUCGAUUUCGAGUUUGACUCCUCAAAUGGAUAAUGUUGAUGUUCAAUGUGAUCUUAAUGAGGAUAGUUUGAGGGGUGUUGCUAUGAUGGAACUAUUGUUCAUUUUGCAUGCUAUUGUGGUGUUAGUUUUGGUACUUGGAUUGUUUGGAGUGUUGGCUGGUAAUAGGAAUUUGAGAGGUGGUGAGGCGAAGGGACCGUUGUUGUCUGAGCAUGAUGUUUCUGAGCUGGAGAUGGGAUGAAAUUUGAAUGGAUUUUGUUUUGAUGGUGACAAUGAAGGAAAGUUUGCAAUGUGAAUCGAUAAUGUUUUUUGAAAUUCCAGGGAAGUUGUUCAUGGAGUAAUUGUUGGAGGAGAAUAGUAUACCAAAAGAGACAAACCCUCCAUUGGUAUUCAAAUCCUCAAAAGCUUCUCCUCUCAACUCUGGUGGAGGAAUGGCUGACCAGCUGCAAGGUGGUGUCUUUAUCCAUUUAUCUGAAUUUCCAACAUCCACGAGCUCCUG